Molecule: messenger RNA, 1610 nt
Organism: Medicago truncatula (barrel medic)
Lineage: Eukaryota; Viridiplantae; Streptophyta; Magnoliopsida; Fabales; Fabaceae
Product: ammonium transporter 2 member 4-like
Exons: 3
Coding region: 123-1565 (480 amino acids)
Biological process (GO): ammonium transmembrane transport
Cellular component (GO): plasma membrane
Molecular function (GO): ammonium channel activity
Source: RefSeq, a predicted model, not a curated record
AAAUAAAUAGAAACGACAAAUUGCAUGUCCUCUACCAAGUAAAAACAUAAUCGAUCACAUAUUUAUUUAUAUAGUGCAUGAAUCUCUCUUAAACUUAAUCAAUUAAGGUAACAUAUUUGAGUAUGGAGCUACCUUCAAACCUGUUGCCUGAUGAAGCAAGCCCAGAGUGGAUGAACAAAGGGGACAACGCAUGGCAAUUAACAGCAGCAACAAUGGUUGGGCUUCAAAGCAUUCCCGGGCUUGUCAUACUUUACGGAAGCCUAGUGAAGAAAACAUGGGCUAUAAACUCAGCUUUCAUGGCCUUCUAUGCAUUUGCAUCCGUUCUCCUUUGUUGGGUUUCAUGGGCAUACCAAAUGUCAUUUGGGGAGAAAAUGGUAUUUUUCUUAGGGAAACCAAAUGUAGCAUUAGAUGAAAAGUUUUUGUUGGGGAAAGCAUUUUUGGGGAAUUUUCCUAAUGCUACAAUGGUAUUUUAUCAAGGUGUUUUCGCUGGUCUUACUUUGAUUUUGAUAGCUGGUGCUUUACUUGGGAGAAUGAACAUUCGUGCAUGGAUGUUGUUUGUGCCACUUUGGGUUACAUUCUCGUACACUGUUGUUGCCUUUAGUAUUUGGUGUCCUGAUGGUUGGUUGGCUAAACGUGGGGUUAUUGAUUUUGCUGGGGGAUAUGUUAUUCACCUCUCUGCUGGUGUUGCUGGUUUUACUGCUGCUUAUUGGGUGGGUCCUCGAGCAGACAAGGACAGGGAAACAUUUCCAGCAGCAACAAAUAACAUGAUAAUGGUGCUUGCAGGCGCAGGACUGCUUUGGAUGGGUUGGAGUGGAUUCAACGGUGGAGCUCCAUUUGUGGCUAGUACCAUUGCAUCUCUUGCUAUCCUUAACACACACGUGUGUACUGCUGCUAGCAUCACGGUAUGGGUCAUGCUUGAUACCUUCUACUUUGGCAAGCCUACUGUGUUUGGCGCCGUACAGGGCAUGAUCACUGGUCUUGUUUGCAUUACACCUGCCGCAGGAGUUGUGCAGGGGUGGGCAGCAAUCUUGAUGGGUUUCAUAUCAGGAAGUAUACCAUGGUACACGAUGAUGGUACUCCACAACAAGGUUAAUUUCUUAAAGAAAAUCGAUGAUCCCAUGGCAGUGUUCCACACCCACGCCAUAGCUGGUGCUCUUGGUGGCAUUCUCACUGGCUUCUUUGCCGUGCCUAAACUAUGUCGUCUCUUCUAUAUGGUGCCUGAUUGGGAAAAAUACAUUGGUCUUGCCUAUGGCCUACAAAAUAAAGGCGCAACUCAAGCGGGUUUGAAACAGAUGGUGAUCCAAAUUGAGGCCAUAGUUUUUGUGAUUUGCUACAACGUUUUAAUGACGAGUUUGAUUUGCUUGAUUGUGAGGGUUAUAGUACCACUUAGGCUUAAUGGUGAUGCGUUACAAAUGGGAGACAAGGCAAUUCAUGGAGAGGAUGCUUUUGCCUUGCAUAGUGAGGCAACUAAAUUUGUGAACAUUAAGCGCAAUCAGGUUUAUGAUACACAAGAUUUCUCGUCCAUUCCCGAGUCUAGAUCAUUAGGUGAACUUCAAAUGGUAUGAAAUCAACCAGUAACAUAUGUUUAACUAACUAAUAUAAUGUCUUAU